Messenger RNA from Phytophthora infestans T30-4, 354 nucleotides. RefSeq lists its product as uncharacterized. The record is from RefSeq and is a predicted model, not a curated record. Bases 1 to 354 code for a protein of 117 amino acids. NCBI's taxonomy places the organism in Eukaryota, Oomycota, Peronosporomycetes, Peronosporales, Peronosporaceae. The transcript has 2 exons.
AUGUACACGGACAAUCUGGGCCUUGCUGAUCGCAAGCUCAUGAAGAAGGCCGCUACUGCUAUCACUGAGGCCCUCCGACAGUCUGGAACGUACAAACUCUUCUUCAUGGCUCGCCUCGAGAACGGUCGCGUGGGAGCCGACGAUCUUUCCGCCAUUGAGACUGUGAUCUCGUCUAUUGCAAUGGCGGACGUCCCGCUCACAGUCAUCAGCAUCCAGAGCAAAAGGCUCCCUGGGAGGACCCAUCGAGUAAAGAAAUACAACGCGACGCCAAGCAUGACACGGUAUAUGCCUCUGGUGAAGAUGAUCCGGCAACUUCCAACAUCGUUGAACGGCUUUUUUCCCAGUGCAAGCUAG